UGCUAAGGAAGUCCUGUGGCUGUGUCUAGACUUUUUAUUUUGUGCAUCAGGUAAAUGGCUAAAGGGGAUAAAAAGAAGAAAGGCCAAGACAAUGUUUCUACACCAAAUGCAUCGUUAAGUAAAUUAGAAGUCUCUGAAGUAAGUAUUGCGCAGGACGUAGUGGCUGAUUUGGCAGCAGGAAAGGAGAAGGAAUUGGCGGAAUCACCUACAGUGCCUCAAGCACAACCUGUGCUAGAAAAUGAAGCUAAAGAGGCCAUAAAAGACAUUAAUGUCUUUGUCAACAUAAUCAUCGAAAGAUAUGAAGGUGAGAAGGUUAAUGGCGUCUUCCACGGAGAUGGAGUCGCACACUUUCAGGGAGGUCACGUUUACAAGGGUGUGUUUUCAGAUGGAUUAAUGCAUGGACCUGGCGAAUACAUAUGGGCAAAUGGAGUUCGCUAUAAGGGGGAGUUUGUUGCUAAUUCCCCCAUGGGUGUUGGGACAUACACAUGGUUGGAUGGCAGCUACUAUGAGGGUGAGGUGUUGAGUGGAAUACGCCAUGGCACAGGAAUGUACAGGUGUGGCAAGACCUCGGUCACCUACAGGGGACAGUGGCACCAAGGACAGCGACAUGGCAAGGGCAUAAUCUACUACAACCCGGAAGUGACAUCUUGGUAUGAGGGAGACUGGGUCAACAACAUUAAGGAAGGAUGGGGUGUCCGUUGUUACCCAUCCGGAAACAUCUAUGAGGGGCAGUGGAAGAACGAUAUGAGAGAUGGCCAGGGCAGGAUGAGGUGGCUCCAACUGGGGCAACAGUACAGCGGAGACUGGAAGAACGGCAUCCAGCAUGGGCAGGGGACCCACACGUGGUUUUUGAGGAGGGUUGCCGGCACGCAGUACCCCCUGAGGAACGAGUACGUGGGGGAGUUUGUGCAGGGCCUGCGGCACGGCCACGGCGUCUUCUCCUACGCCAGCGGAGCCGUCUACAGCGGCGGCUGGAAGGACAACAAGAAGCACGGCCAGGGUACAUUCACCUUCAAAAAUGGCCGCAUAUUCGAAGGGGAGUUUGUCGACGAUCGCAUGGCGGAGUUCCCCACCUUUUGCAUGGACGGCUUCACAACUCCAGAUCUCAGUGGCAUCAGGACACAUACUCCCACUUCCUGCGAAGAUGGCCACCUCAGACAAGUUGCGGACUCUGCUGGCUAUGUGUCUGUGCUGGGGCCUGAUGUAUCUCUGGACAUCAGCAUGCUCUUGGAAGACGUCCCAGAGGACCACCAAGAUGCAGAACUCAAGCAGGUGGAGUUUGCAGUGCUGCGGCACAUCGCAGAGCUGCGCGGCAUCUACACCUUCUACAGCAGCCUGGCGCUGAGCGAGUCCCCCGACAACACCUUCCUGCUCACGCGCCUGCAGCUCUGGCGCCUCCUGCUGGACUGCCGCGUGCACCACCACGGCCUCACGCUCGCCGACAUGGACCGCCUCAUCAACGGACUUGAGCCCUCUGAAGAGCCUCACUCUCCCUUCUCCACCAUGUUGCUGAGGAACUUCAUCAGCUCUCUGGUGAUCAUCGCAUACCACACAUUCCAGAAGGAGGACGGAUGGUCCAGUGGUGGUGUCAUAGCAGGACGUUUCUCCAAGUUGAUGAGGGACAACAUUAUCCCCAAUGCAAAGCACGUCAAAGGGUAUUUCUGCAGGGACCCAAUGCGAGCAGUGAUUGCUGUGAACUACAUCAACAAAAAUUACGAGAUUUACAAGAUUUUCUGCCAAGCCAACUCACUCACACAUCCCAAGGAAACCAUGACCAUGCGGCAGUUUGUGCUGAUGCUCAAGGAUCUUCACCUGUUCGGCAGUGACCUGACCCCCAGAACCGUCAUCCAGAUCCUGGCCCUGGAGAACCCAUCGGUGUACGCAGAUUCCUUUAGCAACAUGGAUGUAGAGAUAGUUUUCCUGGAGUUCUAUGAGGCCUUGCUAGGCUGUGCUGAAGCGAAGCAACACAAGGACCCACAGCUGUCAGAGGGAAACCUGAGUGAAGACACCAUCUCCCAAAAUGCAUCGGACACACAAGCCAGUUCCCAGAAUGCAUUGGGCACAGGUGCCAGCCCUCAGACAGGGUCAAUAGUUAAAUCUUCAAAUCAGAUGUCAUCUGGACGGAGCACCACUAAAUUGAGUGAGGUGAGGCGGUCCAGAGAGGCAACGCACAGCACCCACACGCCUGACAAAGCCACGGCCUGCAGACCGAGCCCAGAGGGGAACUGUUCAGAGGUGGUCUACAGUGAGGUAGAACCAGUCUCAGACACCCUGGUCCAGUCUAUGGCAGCUCUAGACCCAAAAGACACUCUGCAGUGGGGAGGGGGUUCUCAGGGCAGCAGCGGAGGAGGGGAGUUGGAGAGCUGGAUCCAGAGGACGCACCACUUCUUCAACAAGCUCUUCUUCCCCGCGUACGAACACAUGCUGCUGCUGAACAGGGCGGUGGAGGAACAGAGGCUGAGGGAGGUCGCCAGGAGCCGCAUCGCCCUGGCCAAGGCCAAGGAGGCCGCCAGGUUGCGGGAGCUGCAGGAGGCUGAGGAGAGGCGGCGUGAGGAAGAGGAGGAGGAGGCGGCGGAGAAAGCUGCAGAGGCUCAGGAGGAGGACGGCAACACCCUCACUCCCCCGGCCGUGUCCACACCAGUAGCCUCCGUCACCUCCAUGGCCCCCGCCUCAAAGCAGCCGCAGUCGCCCGGCAGUGCCAAAAAGAAGAAAAAAUAAACGGCAACAUUUUAUUUUAAGGUUCACGUUAGCCAAUAAAACAUCAGUGACUUAAAAGGCAUGUGUUUAAAAAAAAAAAAAAACUGAGGGGCAUGUAUUCACAAAUUUGUUCACAGCCAAUAAGGCCUUUAUUGGCGUUAUGAUCGUAAUAAUGACCAAAUAGGCCCUCAACACAGGUCUCUUAUAAGUCACUUCCAUGUACACAGACGGUCAUUGGGUAUGCAUAUUGGCCAACAAUGAUCAACCGUAUGAUUUGGUCUUACCAAAUAAACAACUAGACAAUCUUCA
Messenger RNA from Engraulis encrasicolus (European anchovy), 3006 nucleotides. RefSeq names its product radial spoke head 10 homolog B (gene rsph10b). The transcript has 20 exons. The record is from RefSeq and is a predicted model, not a curated record. Bases 55 to 2718 code for a protein of 887 amino acids. Lineage: Eukaryota; Metazoa; Chordata; Actinopteri; Clupeiformes; Engraulidae.